GGAGGGGCAGGAAAGAGGGCUAUAAGGGCCGCGGCCCAGGCGGGCGGGAGCCAGGCCGACCAUGGCGGAUGUCCCCGGGGCGCAGCGAGCGGCUCCGGGCGGCGGCCCGGAGCCCCGGGACCCCCUGGACUGCUGGGCCUGCGCCGUGCUGGUCACGGCCCAGAAUCUGCUGGUAGCGGCCUUCAACCUCCUCCUGCUGGCGCUCGUGCUGGGGACCAUCCUGCUGCCCGCUGUCACCAUGCUGGGCUUCGGCUUCCUCUGCCACUCCCAGUUCCUGCGCUCCCAGGCGCCGCCUUGCACGGCGCACCUGCGGGACCCGGGCUUCACGGCCCUGCUGGUCACCGGAUUCCUGCUCCUCGUGCCGCUGCUCGUGCUCGCCCUGGCCAGCUACCGCCGCCUUUGCCUGCGCCUCCGCCUGGCCGACUGCCUCGUGCCCUACAGCCGAGCCCUUUACCGGCGCCGGCGCGCCCCGCAGCCGCGGCCAACCCGGGCCUCACCAGGGUCCCAGGCCGGCUCCACAUCAGGGAAGGUCUGGGUUUGAGGACCCUCGAGUCGGGAAGUACCUUCACGACCGCACCCGCUUCCAGUCGCCCCAAGGACUUGAAGCCCGGGGGUCUCCCGACCUUCCCUGUCCCCACCCCUGCCCCAGCCGGGUCCCAGCAUCCCCUUGGGGGAACCGGAGCAUCUGUGGACCCAAAGCUGGCGGAAAUCCGCCACGCCCCGGAAAACCCACUUUCUUACUACCUACAUCUGAAUCCAGGACAUCUGGGCUGGACCCUGUGCACAUCACCACUCCACCCCCAGCCCUCCCCGCCUCCCACCAUUCGGACGAACCUCGCGUCCUCCUUUCCCGGCGCAGCUCCUCUAGUAUUUACGGGCUGGGGGGCGAGGUUCGAGGGGUAAGGAGUGACCCCACAUCAAUAAAGAAUUGAGGAACUGAA
Messenger RNA from Felis catus (domestic cat), 941 nucleotides. RefSeq names its product transmembrane protein 88 (gene TMEM88). The record is from RefSeq and is a predicted model, not a curated record. Gene Ontology annotation, molecular function: PDZ domain binding. Gene Ontology annotation, cellular component: plasma membrane. The coding region runs from base 62 to 541 and encodes 159 amino acids. NCBI's taxonomy places the organism in Eukaryota, Metazoa, Chordata, Mammalia, Carnivora, Felidae. The transcript has 2 exons. Gene Ontology annotation, biological process: negative regulation of canonical Wnt signaling pathway.